AUGAGUAUAAAUGUCUUUUUUGAGGUGUCUGAGGUGAAGGGAAGCACAAAGAACAUUAUUGGAAAGAUUGUUAUGUCUUUGGAUGAUGCAACUGUUCCAGAAACCGCCAAGAACUUCAGAGAGCUUUGCAAGAGGCCAGAAGGAAGUGGGUAUUUGAUGUCUACGUUCCACAGGAUUAUUCCUGGGUUCAUGAUACAGGGGGGAGACUACACAGCACACGACGGAACAGGUGGCAGAAGCAUAUUCCCGACAAACACGUUUGCUGAUGAGAACUUCCAAAUCAAGCAUACUGGAGAAGGGCUGCUUUCAAUGGCAAACUGUGGUAAGAACACAAACGGAUCGCAAUUCUUCAUUACGCUUGCCAAGACACCAUGGCUUGAUGGAAAGCAUGUUGUUUUUGGAAAGGUUGUUGAGGGAAUGAGUGUUGUCCACAAUAUUGCAAAGUAUGGUACGGAGAGUGGAAAGGUCAAAGAUGGCUACAAGAUUCAGAUAUCUGCAUGUGGAGAAGUUCCAAACAAUUAA
Molecule: messenger RNA, 522 nt
Organism: Ordospora pajunii
Lineage: Eukaryota; Fungi; Microsporidia; Ordosporidae
Product: cyclophilinty pepeptidyl-prolylcis-transisomerase/CLD
Exons: 1
Coding region: 1-522 (173 amino acids)
Biological process (GO): protein folding; protein peptidyl-prolyl isomerization
Molecular function (GO): peptidyl-prolyl cis-trans isomerase activity
Source: RefSeq, a predicted model, not a curated record